Molecule: messenger RNA, 9323 nt
Organism: Lethenteron reissneri (Far Eastern brook lamprey)
Lineage: Eukaryota; Metazoa; Chordata; Hyperoartia; Petromyzontiformes; Petromyzontidae
Product: glucocorticoid modulatory element-binding protein 2-like
Biological process (GO): regulation of transcription by RNA polymerase II
Cellular component (GO): nucleus
Molecular function (GO): RNA polymerase II cis-regulatory region sequence-specific DNA binding
Source: RefSeq, a predicted model, not a curated record
GCCGGUGACGUCACCGCGGGCAGCGACGUAGCCCGCCUCGCGUUCGUUAAGUUGCCGCGGCCGAUGGGAGAUGUCAAUCGGCGCCGAGAGGCACCAAUCUCAGCGCGCGUGCCGCCUCUCAUGCUACUCGCCGCGCACCGUUUGCCCUUCGACGCGCUCCCCAACCCCCUUGCAAGGGGGAGUUAGGGGGAGGCGCAGUCCACUCUGAGGCCCAUCCGUCUUCACCUCGUUUGGCAACCAUGGCGACGAGCGAGGUGGGAAGUGAAGGGGAAGCAGAUAUCGUCAUGGUGACGGUGGAGGAACCUCAGAACAGCACCGACCCUGCGGAGGAUUCAAGUGCCGCCAUGAUGGUUCAAUUCAAGCAGGAUCACGCUAGUGCCGCUCAAACAGAUGACAACAUUGAGUCCGUGUACUCUGCCAACACACUGGUGGAGAAGAUGGCCAAUUCGGGAGAUGUGACGGAAGAGAAGGGGAUGGAGGAGGUAGAGGAGGAGGAAGAGGUGGACGAUGGGGAAGGAACAAACCUGGCGUAUCCCAUCACGUGUGGAGACAACAAGGCAACACUGCUCUGGAAGAAGUUUGUCUGCCCUGGCAUCAACGUCCCAUGUGUUAAGUUUAACACCGGACUGAUCAGCCCAAAGGAGUUUGUGAACAUGGCUGGAAAGUCGACCCUGAAGGACUGGAAGAGAGCCAUUCGCAUGCGUGGGGUCAUGUUGAGAAAGGUGAUGGACUCGGGGGAGCUGGACUUCUACCAGCACGACAAGGUGUGCACCAGCACUUGCCGAAGCACCAAGUUCGACAUCCUCAUCAACAACGUGCGCUUACCCAUCAUCGGCACGCAGGGCGAGUACUCGAUGGUUGGAACCCCUUCCGACGUGAAUGGCGCACAGGUGUGCGGGGGUGCUGAGGAGGCGGCCAAAGAUGCGAGCGAGCUGGUGUCCACUCCGUCCACCUCCUUCCUACCCUCGACGCCGUGCACCGAUAGCGCGCGCGCCAAGGACGCGAGUGAACUUCCAGGUGACAAAGACGAGGUAUUUUCGCUGUGGAAGGGGAUCGCUGACGUGGGGCUGCUCGGGGAGGUUGUGAACGAGGUGCAGCAGGAGAUCCAGGACACGCUCAAGGCCCUGCGCCAGCGGAUACAGCUUUCCCCCCUGCAGAUGAGUGAUGCAGCGACGCUGAACGGCGUGGUCCAACACUUUGGCCUCAUGGAUAAUGUUAAGAAGAUCCUGGGCAACCACAAGUCCCAGAUGGGUCGAUACCGCGACCAGUAUACACGGGACCUGGCAGAGCUGGAGCGGCAGUGCGAUGAUCAGCGCCGCCGCAGCAUCGAGCAAAAGCAGCGCCAGCAGCUGACCACGCUCUCCCCGUCGGCCAUCGCCAUCUCCCCGCCGCCGGCCAAGCGGCCCCGUGCACAGCGCGUGCCCACCAUGGCCACCAUCCCCGGCCUUACUACCAUCCCCAUGGCCAAGCUGCCCACGCUCGGCAAGCAGCAGCCGACGUUCGCCGCGGGGACUACCACGGCGACGUAUAGCACCAUGGCUGGGACGCCAGGUGGCCUCACUGUCAUCGGCUCACAGGCCAUCAUCUCCACCGCGUCCGGGCUCAAGGUGCUGAGCCCCGUGCAGUUUGUGUCGGCGCAGGGGGGCGAUGGCGGCGGCAUUAUGAGCGCCGCCGGGCUGGGAGCAAUGUUGCAGGGUGCUCAGGUGGUAUCGGGACCCGGCACCGUGGUCACGCUGCAGCCCGUCCCAGAGGCCACCGUCGCAGCAAUGGUUUCUGCGGCAGCAGCGUCCACGGCGGUGCCCGGAGCGCUGCCGAUCCAGGCCGCCCCGGCUGCGGUUCCCAUGGAGGGGGAACAGGCGGCGAGCGAUGUGGGAGCAAGCGUGGCGCCAUGAGGGUAGUGUGCGUGUGAGGGCUGGCGACCGCCUUGGGACAGACGUGUGGAACAAAGUAGAAGCCCCCGGACAUCCACUGCGGCAGUUGCUGUUGUUGUUGCAGAGACUGUUUUGAAAGGUCAAAAGUGCAGUGUCAUGGGACCUCACAGACUGGUUUAGUUACAAACCCCAAGGAAGACUCGUGCAUCUACUAUUUCCAUUUUCUCAACAUUUUAAUGUUAUUGUUAGAUCAGGCAGAUAGGAUGCAAUUUUUACUAACAAUUAAAUUAACUAACAACCCACCUGCUUUUUUAUUUCAUAUUAUGCAAAUACAGUAAGCAGACAUUUCCAGCUGCUUGUUGCUGAAGAUCUUGCGUCUGGGAAUGUUGUGAACUCCUUUGUUUGCGAAUGCAUCUUGAUGACCCGGCCUCCAAGAGGGAAGUGGCAUCAUCUCCUGGCAGUGCUGUCUUACCGUGGAGAGCACAGAGUUAUAUACACGUGUUGGGUCUUUGGACCUGUGUACAUACUUGGACAGCUGUGAAAAUGAAUCUCUUACCAUUUUUAGUUUGCUACAUUUAGAGGUUAACAUUAUAUGAUACGUUCAUGGUGAUGUAGAUUUUUACGUGCCAGUUCUUUAACAUUUAUUGCAGAAACUCCUUUCUCAAACUGACAUUGUAGGUGGAUUGCAGAUACAAUUGGAUGAUUAAAAAUGAAUUUCAUCCACUUGUAUGGUUAAAAGUUCAUGGUGUUAUGCACCAUGUUUAGUAGCUUUUGACUGGAACUGUAGAAAAUAAUUAAUAGUAUUGGAAAUUGUUUAACAUGUACUUUAGUUGAAAUGUAAACUCUCCAAAAUUAGCUGUUAAUGUAACAGUAUAUAUAAAUUAAGUACGAGCUGAGUGUCCAGUUAGUCAUGAAAUAAGUGCUAAAUUAUGUGGAUUUGUGUUAUUUACUACUUUAGUGAGCCAAGAAUGCCUGUGUCCUGCGCGUGACGUCACUCCACGUCGGCCAGCCCCCCUCAUUAAUACUCAUGAACAGGUGACGUCCUCCACAUGGACCCCCCCCCCUCAUUAAUAAUCAUGAACCGGUGACGUCAUGGGGGGGGCGAGGCGCCUCCUCCCCCCCUCAGCGUCAACUUACAACCCUAACUACAAAGGCAGAACCCUAACGUCACACGAUCUCCAUAACGCUAUUGAGACAUAGAAGUAAAAAGGACGUCAUGAUGAACAAGGGAUUAUAAUCUUUGAAUGAAAUAAGUCUGUCACCGCGGCCUUACAAAUUGCACACGAAUUGAUGCAAUUAAUAUCAUAUCACAUCACGGGCUGCUUUUCUCUUUCAAGUUUCAGAUUUACUGAAAUACACCCGUCCUUGGACGGGCAAAAGGCUAGUGUAACCAGAAUGUUUGAUAUUUGAAUCGUGUGGAAAGGGCAUGGAAUAGUAAAAUAAUAUUUGCAUUUUAAAAUCGAUAUACUCCAAAUUAUCCUUGAGUAAAGAGGCUGGAAACACUGAUACAUAACCCUCUUUCAAGUCUACAUUGUGCGGAAAUGUACAUUACACGUUAUUUCCAUUACGCAUUAUUUCCAUCAAGUGAAGAUAUGGAAGCUUCAUUUCUAUUAAUUGUUGUGCAUAAAAAGCUUUCAUAACAUUUGUUAUGAACUGUUGUGGCUUUUGGAUACUAAAAUUAUAAAUUAACACAUGAAGACAUAUUCAUGUAAAAAUAAAUAGCAUGUUGGUCCAUAAACCUAUGGACCUGCUUUACAAAUUGUUUCCACACUGAUGAUGACACUCGAACCUAUCCAGCAUCUGACUGCUUAAACAAAUUUUACUGGAAGACAUUAGCCAAGAAGCCCAUAAGCUGAUGGAAUUCAUUACUUGGUGAGACAGACCAUUAUUUACAAUUUGAAAGCUUUCACAUUGACCUGGGUUGGCUGGUGUAGUUUAUGCUUUUGUGGGAUUAAGUCCUGAGUCUGUGUGAGCAGAAAUUGACAAAUGCUAAAAUGUCAGUGUGUGUUAGGUUCUUGUCGUGUGUUGUCUUUCAGUAUUUUUGUUUAUUACAACUAUUAAAUUGGUUAUCUGUAAUCCGAAUAGAGCGUUGAUGAAUGCAGUUUAUUUUAAUCCAGGAUGAGUGAUCUUUGGGUUAUCCUGAAUCUAAAGUACUUGAUUUCGAAGUGAAAUGAUUUGUUUCUGCUUUUCUGGUCCAGCUUUGUCCCUUGUAUGUUUGUACAACUUUAUAUAUCUGUUUCAAAAGAAGAUGCAGCUAAAAUAUUAUCUCUUAUUUCACGGAUACACACCUAGGUUGUGCGCAUACCAAGUUCGUUUCAGUUUGCGACUUCGAAAAGGAGAAUAAAGACUUUAACUAAUAUGUGCCACCAUAGCACUAAUAAUAUCACAGCAUUGCAGUUUAUGUAUAUUUUAAUACGAUGCUAUGGCAGCCACCUCAGUAAAACAUGCUAUAUAGUCGCUUUAAAGUCUUUUGUUAAUGAAGCUAUAAAAUGUAUACUGGGACAGCCUAGGUAGGAUACACGGCCUAUACAUGGCCUGAAAAAUAAGAGCUAUUUGAUAUGUUUUUGGUUGUGGCUUUCUAUAAUAUUAAGAACGUUACAUAUUUUAACAGCAGCCUAACACCAGUUUCUUAAAUUAUGCUUUUAAAUGUUGACAGGUUUUGUUUUGCCUUGUGUGUGUGUGUCUCCCUGGUGUGCAUCAUUGUAUGAUGUGUGAAACAUUUUAAGAGUUAAAGCACAAGGUUUGGGCUUGUCAAUCGGAAUUUUUAAAAUAUAAAUUUGGUUCAAUAUUAUGGCUCAUUGAGAUUGGUUAAGACCUGUUACAUUCGCUGUGUUUGGCACCGAAGAUGUGUAGCAGUUUUCGAUUUUGUGCUAAAUUUAGGUUGGUUUUGUGCAUUUCAUUUGUUUUACAAGACUUUGGUAAUCUUCAGGCAAAUCCAUCACAAGUCAUAUUUCAUGGAUUAAUUGACACCACUUGUAACGUAAAAGCUGAAAAAAUGACAGUAUUUUGAAACAUCUUACACACUGAAAUUGUUUUAAUAGCUAACGUUGUUGGCAGUGGCUCAGCCUCAGUGUGGAAAGUCAAUAAACUGUUUUUUAAGUAACAAAAAAAUCUCCUCACUUCACGUCUCAAUGAAUCCGUCUGUUUUAUCCUUUUCCAGUACGGCUUGAGUUUUUUUCUUUGAAGUUGUCCUAAUUGUUUUUCUACAUUGCCAAAGGAAUAUUUUUAAUGUUAGCUGAUACAUGCUUCGGUUCCUUACGCAGUGGUAUUCAUCAUGGAGAGGUUUAUUUGUUAGCGAUUACCAAUAAGAUGCACCACCAAUGUGCAAAGGUUUUGUAUGCAUUCAUAUGUUGUAAAAUCUGUAUGCAGUUGUGGGGUUUUUGAGUGUCGCAUAGCAGAACAGUUAUCACCUCACAAGGCUAUUUUUGAGUCUCUUAAUACAAGUUAACAUGCAUUUAGGACAAUAAUAGCAGUCUCUUCGCAGAGCUGUUUUUAACAAUGUGUCUCAUUAGUUGAACAUGUAGGCUUUCGCGACCAAUAUCCAUGAUAUAGGUUUUUUUUGGGUUAGGUCACGUAAAUAUUGUCUCAAUUAGCCUUGUGCCCGUCCAAGGACGGGUGUAUUGCAGUAAAUCUGAAACUUGCAAGCGAAAAGCAGUCCGCGACGUGAUAUUACAUGAAUUCGUGUGCAAUUUGUAAGGGUGCGGUGACAGACAUUUCAUUUUAAAGGUUAUAAUCCCUUGUUCAUCAUGACGUCUUUUUUACUUCUAUGUCUCAACAGCGUUACGGAGAUCGUGUGACGUGAGGGUUCUGCCUUUGUAGUGAGGGUUGUAAGUUGACGCUGAGGAGGGGGGAGGAGGCGCCUCGCCCCCCAUGUGGAGUGACGUCACCCGCUCAUGAUUUUUAAUGAGGGGGGGGGGGGUCCAUGUGGAGGACGUAACCUGUUCAUGAUUAAAUCUUGACUUAAAAGCUUUCAUGACUGCAGGAAUUCAUAUUCUUUGGGUCUUUCAGUAAAGUCAAGUCGAUAGGUUCAAAGAAAAUAAAAAACUACGACGUUUCGAUCGCAACAAGCGGUCAUCAUCAGGAAAAGGGGAUUAGCUUCUAAAGGCAAACUGUGUAUAAAGGUUUAAAAAUGGGCAUAACCCAAAUGUCAGUAGCAUGGGCGGGGCAGUUAAUGUGAGGUGGUGGGUUUUCCACCAAUUAAAGGGCUGCCAGGUAGGGGGGCUGGUCGACGUGGAGUGACAUCGCGUGCAGGACACAGACAUUCUUGGCUCAUAGUAGUAAAUUGUAAUGAUAGUUACAUUGUUAGAAUAUGCUGCCUGGUACAUGCUUGUAUUGGAACAGAAUCUAAUCACUUUGUUUAUUAGAGCCCAUUACUGUUACAUGUAUCUGCAUGUACAAUAUCGGAUCUCUGUGUGAUGGGAUUUCGAAUGAUUGCGCCUGAGUGUUACGGCCAGUGAACAGCUGUGUGUGAAUAUGAUAUGUAUAAGAUGUUUUGAGUUACAGUACCAAUGUUUUGGCCAAAUCUGUCUUUUUUUUAUUUGUGUGUAUUACAAUCAGCUCCCUGCUUUCUGCCUCGUUCAGGCUGUUAUAUCAAACAUUGCGUUGAGUGGGUGAAUAUUUGAAACUUCACGGCAUUCCUUUAACUAAUAGAAUUUGGGGUAUUUUAAAUAUUCCGGUUGUAAUGUGUACAUGUGUGGUGAUAAACAUGGCACAGGGUGAGGCUUUUACAGGCCAAUAUAUUUAAUUCCAAACACUGCAUUGACAACUCUGCCUCUCAAUUCAGCCCAUUCAUUUACAGAAGUCCUAUAUGUCAUUGUUAUGGUCUUAUGGCAACGGUAGUUUAAAAAAAACAGACCUACACGUAAUGCAGUACCGUAGGAAAUAUUAGUGUGUUGUAGCAGUCAGUAUACACCUUUACGUAUUGGAAAAAAAAUGUGCAUAUUAAAUCCUAAACGUGAUUUAUAAGACUAUAGCUAGAACAAAAAUUUAACUGGCAAGCCCUCCCAAAGUAACAGUAACAAUCAAACCUAACAUUGGUUUCUUAAUAUGUAAUUUAGUGUGUGUACUAAACAGGCACCAUUAAUAUUGUUUGGUUAAGUACGUGCUGUCUGAGUGCUGCUAGAGUUGUUUGGAAUAUAAUAAUUGUUUUCAAUUUACUUUUAAUUAUUUCCGCUAAAACAGUGCAUGGUUAAACAAUGUUAAUGGAUUGACAACUAUUUUAAAACUCUCACGUGGGCUUCUUGGUACAAUGCCAAGCAGGUGUGCAUUCUUAUAUAUUGAUCAUGAUGCUGUUAUAACUCGGUGUGGUUAAAUCACUGAACAACUCAACCACUAGAGCUGCCACUUACGAUACAACUAUAGCUCACUUGCAUUGGAUAAUUUGCUACUCUUAUCCAUUUUUAUAGCAACAAUAAUGCAAAACACAUGCAGUAGCCUUGCCUUGUGAUCUGUGCUGACCAUGUUAAGCUGUGUGGUGUAUUGUGAAGGAAGUAAUGCUGCCCUGCAAUUAGUACUGCAGCCAAUUGCUAAACCUAACCCCCAAACAUGUCAAAUGCUGACCUUUUUAUAUCUGGUGGGGCCAUUAACAUGUCCAUUUUCAGACUGCUGGACCCCAGAACCAAUUGUGAUUGGCUGCAGAAGUGUGUUUCGCUGCAGCGCCACCACUCUGCUUCUCCACCAUUGGCCCCGAUCAGUCCCAACGUAUGACACUAUCAACUGUCAGAAGCUUGAUUUAGUACCUCUGUAGCAUCAAGACGCGUUAUAAAAUACAGCUCAAUUUUAUCAAAACGUGUGGACAUAUAAUCUUUCUUUCCAUGUGUUCUGCCCUCUUACAAUUGCACCAUUAUAAUGUUUUGUCAGACUAGACAUGAUAAAAUAGGACAAGCAGACACCAUGUAAGUAAACCUGCAUGUACAAUGCCGGAUUCAUAUGAAAAUACUUGUUUAAAAAAAAAAACUUGGAAUAGUUUUAUUGCAGAUCAUAGAAAACACCUAACACAGACACUGUACUCAUGUUUUAAAUGGCUGUAAAUGCAUUGACAGGUAGUGGUGCCUGCAUACAAAUAGCACGUCGAUUUCAGUUGUGUAGUAAAGUGUGUUCAUCUGUGGGUAACGGUGUUCGGAAUGCAGAUGUGAUUGUCGCAAAAUGUAAUAGAUCCUAUGUAGCAUGAUGGUGCAGCUUUGGGAGAAGCUGUGUAAAUAUAGGUGCUGUAUAAACAUCAACCUGACCCUUUUUAAUAAUUCACUCUAAUAGAUGUAUGUAGACGUUUUAACCAGAAAUUAUUUUUGGCAAAAUAAAUAAAGUGGGAUUUUAUAGUACCUAAACCCAUAGGCCACUUGUGCCUUUAACGUACCCGGGCUGUAGUUGUUGAGGUCAUGUGUUUCGGGAAUAUUGACAAUCACUUCCUGUGUGUUUUCACAUACAAAACGACUCCACACAUGCUCCGCUAUCCCCAAUGCAUGUAUAUAGUCACAAGAGAUUUUCCAGCCUUUUUUAUAUUAUCGUAACUUUGGUCUCAAUGCGCUAAACACAGAUACGCAAUCAAUGACAUCACCUCAUCCUGAUGAUGUGAUAGCAACCAACGCUGAUAUAAUUUAGUUGUUUUUCCAUUUCGUCUUACACUGGGGUUUCAUUGCUUACGUAUCAGCAGCAUCAAAAGUGAACUGGAAAUCAGCCUUUAGGACACUCAUUGCUUCCAUGGAUGCGGUUGUGCCAAAAUGUGGAAUUAGAGUGCAGCUUUUACCACUUUUUGUAUCGUGCGGUGCCCCCAUGCUUGCGCUAAUUAGUCCUGUCGAAUGAAUCUUCACAGGCAUGAAACGAUUCGAUACAUUGGCACGAUUUAUUUUUUGUGUUAUGUUUGUAUAGUACUAUUACAUUUUUAAUUUCUUGUUUUUACCGUUUCAUUUGUAUCGUCUAUUUUGUUUAUACUUUAUGUAAUGUGUCUUAUUUGCACAGUUUUAUCUAUAUUAUGUCAUUUAUACUAUAUCAUAUUCGACUUGUUUGCACUCCCUGAAUUGUAAUGCGUUUUAAUUUGACUGUCAUUUAUUUGUCCCAUGUCUGGUUCAUAAAAAUCGAAAAACUAAAAAAUAAUUUGUUAUUCGCAUGAUCACAUGCAUGUCAUGCGUGUAUAAGGAUCGAUGUUUAUUGAUGAAUCGAUUCUCCGUUGCAUACCUAAUUCAUAACGACACCCGCAUGUCUUUGCAGGUUCCAUAGUGGUUGGGUGUUGAACUCAGGUUCACAGCUGUCAGGCCCUGUCCGGCAGAAACACUUCACCUGUAUGGUAAUGGCUUCAUUGUAAACCUGAGCAUCUGUCUCUUCUCUGCAUGUACUGCAUUCUUGUGUUGCUUUUUGUCUUACGGAGUGUACAAAAAAAUAAACGUGCUCUUUGUUUGCAAACUGGUAGUAUGAAGUGCUUAAGCAAUGCUUCAGGUUCCAAUUUAAUAAAUGCAUUUA